AUGAAACAAUUAAAUUUUGCUGCAUCAAUAUUUUUUGGAGUUUUUCUUUUGACAAUUUCGGUCUUAUCAGUUUCUGUAAUAUAUGACUGUACAUAUGAAAAAGAUCCGUGUAAGAUUGAUUUGACGAUCAAAGAUCAUAAAUGUGAACAUGAUGGCUGCGGUGAACAGCCAGUUGUAGUUGUUUACGACACUAAUAGUAAGAUGCCUAAUUGCUCGGAAUUUCCUGCCCCAACUAUUUAUGUGAGACCAAGGCAGCGGAUUCAAGUAUUAGUAAGAAAUGAGCUUAAUGAAAUGACUACAAUCCACUGGCACGGACUUCAUAUGAGGAAUACGCCGUUUUCAGACGGUGUUCCGGCUAUAACUCAAUGUCCAAUUCAACCUGGUAAAUCAUUUCUGUACGAUUUUUAUGCGAAUGAUGAACCUGGCACUCAUUGGUAUCAUUCACAUUAUAAAACUCAGCGUAUGGCCGGAUUUUAUGGCUUGUUUAUUAUUAAUGAGACUGAUACUAGCUAUAAAGACUAUACGGAACACAAUAUAAUUAUAUCAGAUUUGUAUCACGAAAAUACGCAAAUUUUAUUAGAUAAUUACCAAUAUACGACCAGCGAUUCACCUUAUGGCAAAGUAGCAAAAUACGAGCCAAUUCCGCACUCAAUUCUUAUUAAUGGUCAAGGUAAAGGAAAUUGUAAAAAAAAUUGUAAUCGUACUGAACAUUGUGAAGAAAAUUGUACUGGAACCUCGGAAGUAAAUUGUCUUGAAUCCUGUGAAAAAAUUUGUUAUACUUCAGCCGACACUGGAAUAGUGUACGACUUGUCAAAAGGAGAUAAACAUCGAUUUCGUAUAAUUAAUGCCGGUGCGCUAAUGGAAUACCACUUCUCUAUUGAUAAUCAUACAUUACAAAUCAUCGAGGUUGAAGGGCAGUAUGUCGAGUACGUCAAUAAAUCAGAAUCAGUCCAUCAUUUACCUAUUCAUCUUGCACAGAGAUACUCAGUGAUUGCCACCCGAGACAAAACAGCACAGAACAUAACCAAAUUUUGGAUGCGCAUUCAGACGAGAACCGAUUGCCUUCGGGGAUAUACACCUUGUUGUCAAAAGCAAAGAGUGGUUAGUAACAUUCUAGCGACUGUUAGGUACGAUUCCUCUGGAGGAAAACCAGAUACAAUACAGGAUAGAUGGAUUGACAAUAGCAAUUUGCGAAGAUGUGGUGGUUUUAAUCUGUCUAUGUUGGCACCAAAAAAUCUAUCAUCAUUACCACCAUCAACAGUAAAUAAAACUUUCAAUUUGAACGUUUUCAUGUUAGCAGAUACUGAUUACAUUGAUUCAGGAGUUUACAGCUUAACCACAGUCGGGGAGGCGUAUGAAGGUAAUAACCCCAAGAAGUAUAUUGCCUACGAUGAUUUCCAUAAUACAUUGGAUAGUGUAUAUGCUGGUGUAUCUUCUUGGCCAUCUACUCAGAAUAUUAUUACAUUGGAUACAAGAGACCAAUUAAUUGAAGUUAUUAUACGCAAUUUUGAUGAUAUCAGUCAUCCUUUCCAUUUGCAUGGGCAUGUUUUUUGGGUUAUGAAGGUCUCUGAUUCCCGGGUAACCGAAACUUUCAAAUAUCCGAUUAUGCGUGACACCACAACUAUUCCAGGGAAUGGUUGUGCAGUAAUUCGAUUUGUGGCGAAUAACCCUGGAGUUUGGGCUUUCCAUUGCCAUGUCGAAUGGCACCUUGAAGUUGGAAUGUUGGUCCAAUUUCUUGAACUUCCAGAAGAAAUUAAAUUUUUAAGAAAACCAACACCGGCACCAUGGGCGUUAGAGGCUAAUCCGGAUAUAAAGUAUUGGGACAAUCUGUGUUCCACCCAAUAA
Molecule: messenger RNA, 1845 nt
Organism: Dentiscutata erythropus
Lineage: Eukaryota; Fungi; Glomeromycota; Glomeromycetes; Diversisporales; Gigasporaceae
Source: the annotation of a GenBank genome assembly